UCGUAUGUAAUAAUGGCUAAAGAGUUCUCCGAUAGAAUUGCCACCACUUUCUCACUGUUGGAGACCUGUUUCGGUUUGGGUCUCAUAUUAGGGCCGACACUCGGCGGCGCUUUCUAUCAAUUGGGAGGCUUUUUGAUGCCUUUUGUUAUAUUGGGUUCGUUUCUACUAUUGGGAGGCGUUUUCACAUUCAUAUUAUUCCCAAAAUCUGUCGAACCGUCGGAACAAAAGUCCGGAAAUCUAUGGAAAUUCAUUGCAGACCCGAGCGUACUAUUGGACGCCUUAGCGAUCGCCACAUCUCUCAACUUCAUUGGCUUCAAUGCGGCCACUCUUGAGCCACACCUCCGAAGAUUCGAUCUAUCGCCUAUCAUAAUGGGCUGUAUUUUUGUCAUUUCUGGUGGAAUAUAUGCAAUAACUACUCCUAUUUGGGGAAAACUUUGUGAUAAAGGGUUUGAUCCCAAGAAGUUAUCAUUAUUUGGUUCAAUACUGUGUUUAAUAGGCUUCACAUUCAUAGGACCUCUCGAUUUCAUACCAAUAGAACCUGAGUUGUGGAUAAUAAUCGUCUCAUUGGUAUUCAUUGGUUUGGGAAUCGCCUCAAAACUGGUCACCGCUUUCAUCAGCGCUUUACACGACUCCAUCCAUAGGCGAGGCUUUGCCGACGAUAUAUCGACCUAUGGUUUGGUGUCCGCGAUGUUCUUCUGCGCCUGUAGUGUCGGUGCGUUCAUCGGUCCCUCUUUGGGUGGAUUUCUUUUGGAUAGAAUUGGUUACAGAAAAGCAAUUCUUGUCAUUCUUAUCGUCGAUAUUCUUAUGGUAUUCCUUCAUUCGUUUCAUCUAAUCGUACGAAGAGUUCAGAGCUCCAGAAGUGAUGAAUUGCGACCACUUUUAACACAAAACUCUUAAGCUUUUAAUACAUAUUUUAUGACUUUUAUGUGUAUUUAAUAGUUUUUGUGAUAUUUUCGUAUGAAUUAUACAAUAAACUUAUCAUUUUAUUUAACAAA
Oppiella nova is the source of this 995-nucleotide messenger RNA. Lineage: Eukaryota; Metazoa; Arthropoda; Arachnida; Sarcoptiformes; Oppiidae. The record is from the annotation of a GenBank genome assembly.